Molecule: messenger RNA, 1104 nt
Organism: Melanotaenia boesemani (Boeseman's rainbowfish)
Lineage: Eukaryota; Metazoa; Chordata; Actinopteri; Atheriniformes; Melanotaeniidae
Exons: 6
Coding region: 101-928 (275 amino acids)
Source: RefSeq, a predicted model, not a curated record
GCUUCACAUUUUACUGCUGGAGGUUGUCACUUGACUGGAGGUGGCCUGGGUCGUAGACGGGGUCAGGGGCUGGGUCGUGGACUUGGUCGUGGACUGGAUCAUGAAUGAAGUCGUGGACUGGGUCGUGGACAGGGUCAGGGACUGGGUUGUGAACUGGGUCGUGGACUGGGUCGUGGUUGGGGGCAUGGACUGGGUCAGGGACUGGGUCGUGAACUUGGUCGUGGAGUGGAUCGUGGAGUUGGAUAUUUUCUGGGAGGUGGACUGGGUCGUGGACUGGGUCAUGAACAGGGUCAGGGACUGGGUUGUGGACUGGGUCGUGGAUGGGGUUGUGGACAGGGUCAUGGACUGGGUCGUGGACUUGGUCGUGGACUGGGUCGUGGACUGGGUCAUGGACAGGGUCAGGGACUGGGUUGUGGACUGGAUCAUGGACAGAGUCAGGGACUGGGUUGUGGACUGGGAGGUGGACAGGGUCAGGGACUGGGUUGUGGACUGGGAGGUGGACUGGGUCGUGGAUGGGGUUGUGGACAGGGUUUUCUGGGAGGUGGACUGGGUCGUGGACUGGGUCAUGGACAGGGUCAGGGACUGGGUUGUGGACUGGGAGGUGGACAGGGUCAGGGACUGGGUUGUGGACUGGGAGGUGGACUGGGUCAUGGACAGGGUCAGGGACUGGGUCGUGGACUGGGUCAUGGACAGGGUCAUGGACUGGGUUGUGGACUGGGUCGUGGACUGGGUCAUGGACAGGGUCAGGGACUGGGUUGUGGACUGGAUCAUGGACAGAGUCAGGGACUGGGUUGUGGACUGGGAGGUGGACAGGGUCAGGGACUGGGUUGUGGACUGGGAGGUGGACUGGGUCAUGGACAGGGUCAGGACUGGGUCGUGGAUGGGGUCGUGGACUGGGUUGCGGACAGGGUCAGGGACUGGGUCGUGAACUUGGUCGUGGAUGGGAUCGUGGACUGGGUCGCGGACAUGGUCGUGGAUGGGGUCGUGGACUGGGUCAUGGACUGGGUCGUGGACUGGGUCAUGGACAGGGUCAGGGACUGAGUUGUGGACUGGGUCAUGGACAGGGUCAGGGACUGGGUUGUGGACAGGGUCGUGGACUGGGUC